Molecule: messenger RNA, 1140 nt
Organism: Ochotona curzoniae (black-lipped pika)
Lineage: Eukaryota; Metazoa; Chordata; Mammalia; Lagomorpha; Ochotonidae
Product: cytochrome c oxidase assembly protein COX16 homolog, mitochondrial
Exons: 6
Coding region: 120-689 (189 amino acids)
Biological process (GO): mitochondrial respiratory chain complex IV assembly
Cellular component (GO): mitochondrial inner membrane
Molecular function (GO): protein binding
Source: RefSeq, a predicted model, not a curated record
CAACUCCCAGCAGGCUGAGCGCCUCCAGCGUCGCGCACUUCCGCUUCCGGCUGGGAAGUCAGCGCAGAGCUUGACUCACCUUCACCUGGGGCGACUCCCGCCGAUCCCCGGAGGAAGCCAUGAACGAAAGAGGGACUUAUUUGGUUACCGAGGAAGAGAUUCAUCUUACGAGAGGGCCCUCAGGGCUGGGCUUCAACAUCGUCGGCGGGACAGAUCAACAGUAUGUCUCCAAUGACACUGGGAUCUACGUCAGCCGCAUCAAAGAGAAUGGGGCUGCAGCCCUGGACGGGCGGCUCCAGGAGGGUGAUAAGAUCCUCUCGGUAAAUGGCCACGACCUAAAGAACAUCCUGCAUCAGGAUGCUGUUAACCUCUUUCGUAAUGCAGGGUAUGCCGUGUGCCUGAGAGUGCAGCACAGGUUACCGGCGCAGAAUGGACCUCUUGGACACCGAGGUGAAAGGGAACCAAGUGGCAUUCCCAUGGCUGUGGUGCUGGCACCAUUGUUUGCCCUCACUGUGAUUGAUCCUGAACUGGAAAAGAAACUGAAAAUGAAUAAAGUAUCUUUAGAGUCAGAAUAUGAGAAGAUAAAGGACUCCGCUUUUGAUGACUGGAAGAAUAUUCGAGGACCCAGACCUUGGGAAGAUCCUGACCUCCUCCAAGGACGAAAUCCAGAAACCCUUAAGAAGACUUGAUUCUCUUGAUUUUUUAACAAUGAAAAUAUUAUCAAUUGGACUUCUAGUACAUGUUACAAAUCCAGUAGGAAAACCAGUUUCAGAUAGCAGAUUAUAAAAGAUACUGUCAGGUCAAAUGGAUAUGAAUAAUCUGAUAGUGGAUAAUUUUGAUAAAAAUUAUGUUCCAGUCUUUAUACUUCUCAGCUGUUUCAUUUGCAAAUGAAAAUUAGUAUUUCUUUUUAUUUUGCACUUUUCAAUAAAAAUGUGAAUAUUGAAGAAUGAUUUUGUUCUCCAGCUACCAUCCGCACCCCUUCCAGCAGCCACUAGGGUAACAGUUUGUUACUUUGCCAUGAUUGCUAAUGAGAACAGUAGGUCUGGAUCCAAAUUCUCAUUAAAAUCGAACUGAUUUGUACCAAGCCUAUGUAAGAAAAUAUUAGUGACCACAGUCUAAUAAAAGUCUUUACUUAUAGUA